Messenger RNA from Vitis riparia (riverbank grape), 462 nucleotides. RefSeq names its product LOB domain-containing protein 24-like. The coding region runs from base 1 to 462 and encodes 153 amino acids. The record is from RefSeq and is a predicted model, not a curated record. NCBI's taxonomy places the organism in Eukaryota, Viridiplantae, Streptophyta, Magnoliopsida, Vitales, Vitaceae. The transcript is spliced from 2 exons.
AUGAAUUCAAGAUGCGCAGCUUGCAAAUAUCUGAGAAGAAGGUGUCCUCCAGAUUGUAUUUUCUCUUCAUAUUUUCCUUCAAACGAUCCUCAAAGAUUUGCUUCUGUCCAUAGAAUUUAUGGUGCCAGCAAUAUUGGAAAGAUGUUGCAGCAAAUUCCACUACAUUUGAGGGCAGAAGCAACGGAGUCAAUGUAUUAUGAGGCACAAUGUCGAGUUGCAGACCCAGUGUACGGGAUUGUGAAGACCAUAUCUCUACUAAAUCAGGAGAUACACCAUGCCCAAAGCCAAUUAGCAAAGGUUCAAGCUCAGAUUGCAUUCUACAAUGCUCACGUGCAUGGUAACAACAAAAUUCAAAAUGUUGAGCUCCCUUCUUCCAACUUCAACAACUCCUUGGCAAACCAAGGCGAUGCCUUCCCUCACCCAACUCUACCGCUCUCCAUCCGACCAUCUUGGUCCAUGUAG